Molecule: messenger RNA, 426 nt
Organism: Sceloporus undulatus (fence lizard)
Lineage: Eukaryota; Metazoa; Chordata; Lepidosauria; Squamata; Phrynosomatidae
Product: protein S100-A2-like
Exons: 2
Coding region: 1-426 (141 amino acids)
Cellular component (GO): cytoplasm
Molecular function (GO): calcium ion binding; transition metal ion binding
Source: RefSeq, a predicted model, not a curated record
AUGGAGCAACUCCAUACUCUGGAGAGAGCCCUCGGAGUACUGGUCUGCACUUUCCAGCGCUACUGCAAGAAGGAAGGCGACAAACACACACUCAGCAAAGCGCAGCUCAAGGAACUAUUGGUAAAGGAACUUCCGAGCCUUCAACGGUUACAUCUUAAAGAGGGGACUCUCGAAAAACUGAUGGCGUCGCUAGAUAAGAACAAGGACAACCAAGUCGACUUCGAGGAGUUCAUCCGCUUUGUGGCAGCGGCUUGCACCUUCUUCCACGACUUUUUCCAGGACGAACCUGCAGUCCUGCCACGAGUCCAAGAUGGCGGCCAACCUCCCAAGAUAGCACCUGCUUUGUCAGAGGUCGACAGUGAAAACAGGGAUGGAGAUGGGAAGAACGUCGACCUAAGUGAAGGUCCUCAAGAAAAAGGAGAGUGA